Entrophospora candida is the source of this 1293-nucleotide messenger RNA. The record is from the annotation of a GenBank genome assembly. Lineage: Eukaryota; Fungi; Glomeromycota; Glomeromycetes; Entrophosporales; Entrophosporaceae.
AUGAAGGGCCCAAAAUCAGCACUUAUGGGAAAAACAUCACCAAAAAAAGCUGUAACUAUCACCAACACUACAGCUAUUACAAAAAGAUUAACAGGAAUUGCUAAUAAAAUUAAUAUCAACACAACCACCACAAAUAAUAACGUUGUUAACAAUAUUUUAGAUAAUAAUUUGGAUGAUGUUGACGAAGGAUUUUAUACAUUAGAUGAAAAGACUCCAAAAAUCGACUACUUAACACGACUCCCUUACGAAAUGGCAUCAUAUAUAUUACUAUAUAUUGAUUUACAAACAUUAUGUAGAAUGUCACUUGUAUCUCGUACCUGGUAUAGUAUAUCAAGAGAUAAUGAAAUAUGGCGUAGAAAAUUUUUAUCAAACGAAGGAUGGAAAGUGAAUAUUCCAAAAGAAAUUUUAAUAUCUGGCGGAAUUGAUUGGAAGUUACUAUACAAGAAUAGAUAUACGCUAUCAUUGAAAUGGAAGAAAGGCGAAUGCGAAAAAAAAUAUUUGAAAGGUCAUGUAGAUAGUGUCUAUUGUAUUCAAUUUGAUGAAAAAAAAAUAGUCACUGGAUCAAGAGAUAAAACCAUCAAAUUUUGGGACAUUAACACGGGAAUUUGUUUCCAGACAUUACAUGGACAUGAUCUUUCAGUAUUAUGUUUACAAUAUAAUGACAAAAUAAUGAUAAUGAAGCUGAAUGGUCACUCAGCGGGUGUUUUAGAUAUAUGUUUUGAUGAUAAUUAUAUUGUAUCAUGUUCAAAAGAUUGCACAAUAAAAGUAUGGAAUGUCAUUACUGGGGAAUUAAAGAGAACAUUAUAUGGUCAUUUCGGUCCUGUGAAUGCUAUACAACUUAAAGAUAAUAGAAUUAUAUCAGCUUCUGGCGAUGCAUUAAUAAAAUUAUGGGAUCUAAAUACCGGUGUAUGUAUAAGAGAUUUUGUUGGUCAUACACGCGGGCUAGCAUGCGUACAGUUUGAUGGUAGAUGGGUGGUGUCAGGAUCAAAUGACAAAACCAUCAAAAUAUGGGAUGUGGAAACUGCUCAGUGUGUACGUACACUUGAGGGUCAUACCGAUCUGGUAAGAACUUUACAUUUUGAUGAGAAUAUGGUUAUCAGCGGAAGUUACGAUCAAACUGUUAAAGUAUGGGAUCUUAAAACUGGUAAACAACUAUUGGAUUUUCAUGAAGGUCAUACCAGUUGGGUGUUUGAUGUACAAUUCAACAGGACCAAAAUUGUUAGUACAAGCCAAGAUAAGAAAAUAUUAAUGAUGAAUUUUGCUGAAGAUUUAGAUACAAAAUAUUUAUUAUGA